UAAAUACAGAGUGUAAAUUCCUCUAAAACUUUGUCUGAAAUAUAUAAUUACACAGUUGUUGUUUUUUUACCAUUCAUGCUACCCAUAAAUUCUCUAGUAGUAACAGCAUUUAUUUAUAAAUAUCCAUAAAUGAAAAAUCCAACUUAAACGUCUGUUGAUGCCAAACUCGUUUGCUACUUUGGCUUUGCCGCAUGUUUGUCAAAGACCUUUCGUACUCGGAAAAGAAAACAGUCUAACCUAGUUUUACCACCUGUUCUUCUGUUUGCACAUACUCCGACGGACUUUGCUUUACUCUGACUUGACAGUGGUUAGUAAAAUUAUUACCUACAACACCGUUGAUGUUGAAUUUUAUUUUAUGCGCUGCACAGAUUUUCUUGUGCGCUGAGAAUAUUCGAGCAGCGCACGUGCGCAGCUUAGAGGGAACACUGGCUCAGAAACUGGAAAGGAAUUUUUCAUGGAAACGAGAGCAAUCUGGCAAGAGUCAAGGGAGUGGAGCUGAAUAUACUUUAUAGGCGGAAGCAGAUUGAAGGAGCAAAGGCAGGAGCUGAUUAAAGGAGCAAAGGCAGGAGCUGAUUAAAGGAGCAAAGGCGCAAGGAACAAACGGGGACAGAAUUUCAUGAAAGAGCGGUGAUCCAAUUCAUCAGGAGACACCGCUGUGCAUUAGAAGAAGGUUUGACAUCCGGACCCUCCAGUCCAGUCUGUGAUCCCCUCAGAUGCUCCUUAUGGUCAGGCGUACACCUACACCUCCAUUCAGUUGUUGACUACAGAAUUAUGACAGUGUCACCAUGUCAGUGGAUGAGUACAGACUGGCUCCACUCCUGCUGACCCAUGACCUCACUCUUGCCUGCACUCAAUGCGCUGUCCAGCUGAAGGAAAUAACAUAUAGACUAAAACCAGUCCAGCACCAGUGUACAAAUGAUCUUCUUCUCUGCAAAACCAGAGGUGGAAGCAGCUGGAGACCUGUUUCCAGACGACCCACAUUUCGACGCCCGAGUCGCUAUGUGGUGUGUGACUUCUUUGUAGAAGGUUAUGGCUGCACGAGCCACAAGAACCGAUGCACAUUUGCCAGAAGUGAUGAGGAGGCAGCGGUUUGGAACUUUGAGAAGCUUCACAGAUUAAACUAUGACCUCAUUUGUCAUCUUUUAGCCAAGAGUGACACAGAAUCAGACUCUGAGGAGUCAGAAGAAUCAGGGUCCAAUGACUCUGAUAUUCUCAGUGACCUCUUUUCGAAGCUGGAUUUAAAGAUAGCCUGUGAUCUGUGCUCUGUCAGGGAAAAUGAAAUAACGUAUAGUGUGAAGCCAGUCAGGCACAAAUGCAGAAGAAACGUGGUUCUAGCCAAAAGCAAAGCCGGUGACAAAUACAGACCUGUGUCACAGAGGCCAGUGUGUAGGAAUUUUGGCCCAAAUGUCUUUUAUCAGUUGUGCUACUACUUUGUUGAGGGUUCUGGUUGUACAGUGCAUGGUCAGAACUGCACUUUUGCCAGAAGUCACGAAGAGGCCACUGUUUGGAACUAUAUCAGAGACGAGGAUAUAGAGUAUGACGAGCUGGUCAGUCUUGUCAUCCAGGCAGAGGUGAAUUCAUCAACUCCACAACAUGCAGCUAAACUCUUACUGCAGCAGUUCCCCGGUGAAUUUGUUGAGUUCUGCAAACACUGCUUUCAGUGUCAACCUCACAAACUGUCAACCAAACGCUGGAAUGAGACGUGUUCAGCAGACCAGGCUCAUGAAUGGGACGCAGUCUUAGUUCAUCACUCUUUAGACAGCAGUGGAAUACACACAUAUAACCACAUACGCCCCGUACCCAAUAACUGUGAGUUAAAGUACUGCAGCCAUGUCAGGGAAACCAAGCCCUGCUGGCACCAGGCUGGUCACUGCCGCUCCGCCCAGAGUCAGGUGGAGAUGGAAGUGUGGAAAGCUGAACAAGAUGGUCUCUCCAUCCGACCCCAUCUUCUUCAGUUUAGCCAAUCAAAGUCAACUGAUACCAAACAGGACUCGUGGUUUUGUAAGAUCUGCCUGGUGGCGCUGUCCUCCCCAGAGAUGUUUUACCAACACUGCUCCUCUGUGGAGCACGCACAGAGGCUGUCGGACGACACCACCUCCGAGUGGAGAGGACGCCAACCACCACACAACCGACGGGCUGAGUUCUGGCUGUGUGAAAGACCACAAUCCUGUGAAAUUGGUCCCAAAUGUCCAAGGGCUCAUUCAGUGGAGGAACUGCAGGAGUGGAUGAUGCGUGUGAGAGAAGAGAAGACGCUGGGACCUAAGACUAAGGCCCUGGUCUCUGUGUCCUACAGUGAACAGCUGUUAGAGGAGUACAGGAAGAGCAGAACUGGGGGCUGUGUUAUGUCUGAACACGUGAAUGAUGUCAGCAUCUCUUGUGACGAAGAAUUAGCGGUGGUGUGUGAACAGACCGGUGUGACACUGAAGUGGAACUUCACGGUGGAAACAGAGAGACACCUGGUGCACGUGGCACUGCUGAAACAAGAACCAGGAGCCUUGUUCUCUCUGGGUGACCCUGGUACAGUCGCCUGCACCUACUCUUCGGGUAAAUUCUUCAUCAGGGGAGACGGUAGCUAUGAUGUCACAGUGUGGUUCACUUCCACUAACCCAGGCUUAUAUGAACAGUGGUUAGUGCUUGAUUUUGAUAUGAGACCAGUGCUGUUAAAGAAACUCACAGUACGAGUGGCUCAGCCGUCACUAGAGAAAACUGAAGAACCGACAGUGGACCUCAAAGUGUCCUUUCCACACGUUGAGCGCUGGCAUCCUGGGAACAGAACAAUCAUCCCAUACAUGCCCAGAACACAGGAACUGGAAAAGCUGUUAAAUCUGUACCAGCCACCUGAGGAGAGCUUUCAGUAUUCAUACUCGCAGAAGAUCUCAACACCUCUGACUAAAGACAACUACAAGGAGAGAAUGCACCAGUUCCUUUAUGAAGAGGAACAAGCAGAGAACAACGUUGUUUCAAGACUGAAUGUUCGUGGAGAGGUGACAACCUGUACCAUGACGGAAAUUCCUCCAGGAGAGUUAAUUUGCACCGUCUCCGUCCCAUUCACUUUGACACCAGACACUGCAGAGGGAGUUGUUCUGAGUCAGAGCAUCCGGUCUGCACUCAUAGCCCCAACAACUGCAGGUGAUGAAAAGUCUCAGGUCUACGAAGCCAGCAUUCUGCCGAAUCGAACAAAAGAGAACCAACUGUGUUUACUGCUCUCUACAAAAUGUUGCACUGACUUAAAGCUGAAAAGCAGUGAAUCGUACCAGAUGGAGGUGCAGUUCCAGCUGAACAGACAAAGGUACUGCACUUUGCACCAGGCAGUCGACCGUCUUCCUGACACAAACAGAGUGUUACCAGACUUGAAGAACUCAACAGUUCCUGUGAGCGGUGUCAUCUAUGGCCAACUCAAUGCGAAGCAGAAGUUAGCAGCGCAGUUCAUCACAGGAGAGGCUAAUGAGCAAAAACAUGUGGCACCGCUUCUGAUUUAUGGUCCGUUUGGAACUGGGAAAACAUUCACUCUUGCUACUGCAGCGAGAGAGCUCUCCAGACAGCCCCACAACAGAGUGCUAAUUUGCACACACACCAACAGUUCUGCAGACCUGUACAUAAAAAAUCACUUCCAUCCAUUUUCUGACAACAAUGAUAACGGGAUGAGGCCAAUUCGUGUAAAAGCAAACAAUCAAGGGAAUGCAUUGUUUGCCACAGACAAGAUCACUUUGCAGUACUGUUUACUUUCAAAGGACGGGCAGAGAUUUCUGCUCCCCACAAAGGCGGUCCUUGAUCGGCACAGGAUAGUUGUGACCACUGCAUCGAUGGCCAAACGUUUCCAUGACCUGGAGCUGGGAGAAGGAUAUUUUACCCACAUACUAAUUGAUGAAGCUUCCCAAAUGCUGGAGUGUGAAGCUCUGAUUGCCCUGGGCCUGGCUGGGCCACGCACCAGAGUUGUUCUAGCAGGAGAUCACAUGCAGAUGGUGCCAAGACUUCAUUCAGUGGAUGAAAACCAACGUGCAAAUCACACACUCCUCAAUCGCUUGUUCUACCAUUAUCAAGGCCAACAGUGUGAUGCUGCCCGGGCCAGCAGAGUCAUUUUCAAUGAAAACUAUCGCUCAACAAAAGAAAUAGUGGAGUUUGUAUCCAUGCAUUUCUACGUUGGCAAGAAUGACAUCAUUAAAGCGACAGGAAAUGUUCCAGCACCAGCAGAUGGACAUGCCAUAAAGUUUUAUCACGUGAGGGGGACGUGUCGCCUGGACACUGUAUCCAUGUCUUGGUAUAAUGAUGAAGAGGUUGCCACAGUUGCCCAGUCAGUAAUAGAGGUCCUUAACAACUGGCCAUUGACCUGGGGACCAAAGGAACAAAGCUCCAUCUGUGUUCUCUCAGAAGGAUAUCAGGUGAAGAAAAUUAGAAGAGCACUAUCAAAAAGAAACCUUGAUAAAGUCCAUGUUGAGAAUCUAGCAAAUGUCCAAGGAAAACAGUUCCGGGUCAUCAUAAUGACAGCUGUCCAAACUCGUGAUAGCCUACAGGCAACUCACGUACCUGGUCUGGAGCUGUUCAAUGACACUCAUGUGUUAAACACAGCAAUGACCAGGGCUCAGUCCCAGGUGGUGGUGGUUGGUGAUGCUGCUGCCCUCUGCUGCUCUGGAAAAUGCUCAGGAAUGUGGAAAAGUUACUUGGACCACUGCUUCAACAACAGCAGUGUUGCACCACAGCACGUCACCAAGGAUUUCUUUGAAAAAGAUCUGAUGGAAGUCGUACGGUUUCAAAAGUCUGAACAUAAAGAUGAGAGCAGCACAUUGACCGAUGCAAUUCUCCAAGAGGUGAAAGAUGAGUAUGAGCCACUGGAAAAACUCUGUACUUCUGAGCAUGUCAGUUUGAAAUUGGACAGCCACGGCGACAGUGACUCGGAAUCAACGGACACUGACACUGACCCAUCACGGUCUCAGUACAUACAUGAGCAACAACAACUGGGAAGUCAGUCAUAUAACAGAGGUCAUGGAAAACCCUUACAUGACCGUGAGACAGGAUCAUUCGGUCAAAUUAUUUGUCUGUUUGAAGAAGAGGAUUACUGCAGACAAAAGACAACAGUCCAAGGUAAAUAUUUCAGGAGGUUGAUGAUUCCACUGUCGAAAUACAAGACCAAAAUAAUAAUACUGAUCAGUAAGGAAAAACGUACUCUUCUUCCCAUAUGGGAGAAAACAUAUGGCCGAUGGAAUAUUGCCGAAUAUCUACGUCUUGACCAAAACCUAAUGAAGAACCAUGCAUUCCUCGUAGAGAUAUUGAAGUGGAAAGAAGGCUGUUUAUUCCCUUUAGGGAAUGUAGUUGAUAUCCUCCCACUGAGGGGCACAGGGGAAGCUGGUCUGGCAGUACUCAAAGCAGAAUUCCAACUGUCUAAACACUUGCGGCCGUCAUAUGAUGACUUUGUUACCAUGGAGGAAGAGACGCUUCUUAGACAUGACAUGGUUACGGUGAAAACUUUUACUGUUGAUGAAGAUCAUGCACUAGUCCUGGAUGAUGCCAUCAGUGUUAGAGACACUGGAGAACACUUUGAGCUUGGCGUCCACAUUGCAGAUGUGGCUAGCUUCGUCAGAAAAGGUAGUAAAUUAGACAAGGAUGCCAAACAUCAUGCAGUGACAUUUGAACAAGAUGAUACAAGAAUGCACACAAUCAGAACAAAUCUGUGCAUAGAAUAUCUCAGUCUUUUGCCUAAGAAAAAACGCAGAGUAAUUUCCCUACUCUUCACACUUGACAAACAAACACUUGAGAUCCUCGAAGACCCAAAGUUCAAACUCUCGCAAAUCAGGUCUAACAAAAAGUUCUCUUAUAAAGAGGCAGAGGAUAUUAUAAACUCUAAAAGCUGUGGCAGAAGGUCCAACUUUGGCACCAGAAAAGCUGAAGACUGUCUGAACCUGGCCUAUUGUUUUGCCAAAGCUCAACGAAAGAAUAGACUUGAGGAUUGGGCCUAUUCUCAACCUGACACCAAACGUUGUCCUGGAAAACGUCAAGCCCAUCUGAUGAUUGAGGAGCUGAAUGUGCUGUUCAACAUAUAUGCAUCCAAGUAUUUGACACAAGUAGGAAAAACAAUGGACUGCACACCACUUCGCUGUCAAGCCCAACCAAACCCUACAAAAAUUCAAGAGUUCCAGGGCGAUUAUGGUAAAGUCAUACCUCUGUCGUUUCAGGUGCGACAUAGAGUUGAGCAGAAUGAAGACGACCUGCCCUGGGAAAACUUCAGAAUAAUCUCAGAGGUUUGGAAAGAUAUCAAGGAAGCUGCCAGAGCAAAUGAUAUUGCCAACCUAGUAGACGUGGUUGCGACCGACGACAUCCACCCUUUACUUAGGCCGGUGGUUGAUGGUUUCAGAAGGUGUUUAAAUAAAGCAGAGGUUGUCUGUUCCAACCCCUUUCCUCCAGCAGAUUUGAGCCAUUAUUGUCUGAAUGUACCAUCUUACACACAGGCAUCUGCACCAAUGCGUCACUACCUGGACAUCGUCGUGCAGAGACUCCUGCACAAUGUCAUAUGUGAUACUAAUGUGCAGUACACACAUUCAGAGAUUACGAGUUUGUGUGACAAACUAGAAGACAACAUCAAAAAAGUCUCAGAGUAUAAUCAGAGGGCUGAGCAGAUUAAACAUGCGCUGACUUUGACGAGACAAAGUGUCCCAAAACUUGCCUUCGUGGUUAACGCGAGUCCUAAAGAAAAUGGAUUCAUAGUGUCAUUUCCUGUCAUCAGUGACGUCUUCCCAGAGACAUUUUUCAUCAUGUACAAAGAUUUACAACUUCACGACCAGCCGUUUGAUGAAACGAGUCCUUUCGUCACUCUCAGAUGGAAACAGCGGAUCUAUGAUGCAAAAACAAUGCAAAUCUACCAGGACCUACAGCCAGACUCUGGUCCCUGCGUUGAACUUCCACUGACUCAAUGGAAAGCUAUCAUAAAGGCAAUCGAUGAUGAAGAUUGGGCUCUUGUGAUGUCAAUGGUGAGCCAGGCCAGUGUCCAGCAGAUGGAACACCAACCUGUCUUACAGUCAUCAGAGGACACCCCAGAAACUGAACAUUACCUUUCCAUCGUCCUGAACUUGAAUCCCGGAGACAUUUUUCAGAUUCAAAUGAGCUCGGAGCUCAGAAGAGGUUACCAAACACCCUGUGUGCAGUUGAUUCACAUUAAUCCAAACUUUGACAUUUGUGUGGACCAUGUGCACAACCCGGUCAAGUGUUUUUCCACACCUGCAGAUCACCAUGCAAAGUAUCGGUACAAGGAUGCCAUGGAGUAUGAGCAGAUCUGGUUACCUCUGUGUGAGAUGGAAUCUGCCACCACUGCAGUGGGGGAGAGCGACAGCAUCAUCAUUAAGAACCUCGUGGUAAACUUCAAAAAAGAGUCUGAAAACAGACUCUCAGGCAGCUUUGUCUUACCUGAGGAAUGUAUUGAGAAGUGGGCGAUCGAAUGCAACCUUUCCAGGUGCCUACUUUGCAUAAGAAAGAAAGGGCUGAUGAUGCCGUCAGGAGGGGAAGGUUUGAAACACUGGACGGCUGUAGAUCCUCGAGAGUUCACAUGGGUGGCCCAUGCUGUCACAGUCUGUAUGGAGAAAAUGAAAAACUUGAGUAAGGAACAACAUAAAGUGCUGUUUAAUGUCUAUCACCGGCCAAUGGAAACGCCUGAGUGUGUCUUGAAGAAAGGCCAGUGUUUCGAUGUAGAAAUAAUCCCAAAGCUCAUUCCUGGCAUUCGGGCAGAAGAGGCCGUGGUCAACGUUAAGUGUGCGUGUAAUCUUGUCAAGUCAAUCGCACUUGGGGGAACGAUUCCAAAAAGCGCGCCACAUCCCAUGAUGAGAAUUCAUCCUGAAGGAUUUCCAGAUCUUAAUGAUCGUCAGCACCUUGCAGUGCUAAAAGCAUCUGAGAACUCAUUUACUCUCAUCCAGGGACCACCUGGGACUGGAAAGACCAUUGUUGGUGCAUACUUAGUGAUUUAUUUGUUCGAGCUGAAUUCCCUAAUUAGAUGGACACCUGAAGAUAAUGAUACAAACAAGAAAGAAGUGAUUCUCUACUGCGGUCCAUCCAACAAGUCUGUGGAUGUUGUUGCAAUACUUCUGCUGAAGGCUAAGGCUAAGGCUAAGAAGAAGAGCCCGGAGCUUCUCAGAGUUUGCGGCCAACAGUUGGAAAUGCUCGAUUAUCCCUGUCCAGACGGUGGCCUUCAGUUUUCACAAAGAAUGCUCAACCAGGAUCGGCCCAACCCAGAGCUCAGGAGCAUCACUCUGCAUCAUCGCAUGCGAAUGGACCAAAAUCCUUUUUCCAAUGAAAUAAUACAUUAUGACAAAAUGAUUGAAGAAAAAAAGACUUUGACGAAAUCAGAGUUGAGAGGAUACAAAGAACUUCUCAAAAAAGCUCGAGUAUAUGAGCUUCAACGACAUGACAUCAUAUUGUGCACCUGCACACAGUCCUCCAGCCCAAGCUUGAAGACGACAGUUAAUGCACGUCAGAUUAUCAUCGAUGAAAGUGCGAUGGCUACGGAGCCGCAGACCCUGAUUCCACUGGUGUCGAACAAACCAGAGAGGGUCAUUUUGAUCGGUGACCACAAGCAGUUACGCCCCAUUGUUAAGAAUGUUUAUGUGAAGAAGCUGGGGAUGGGCAAGUCUCUGUUUGAACGCUACCAUUCACUGCUGGAGAAGCAGACGGUGAUGCUCAACGUCCAGUACAGAAUGCAUCCUGAAAUACGUAGCUUCCCAUCAGAAGAAUUCUAUAAUAAUGAACUGAUUGAUGGAGUGAUGCAGCCCAGCAGUGUUCUACGAGUCGAAGGAAGGACAAUGCCAAUUGUUUUUGGGGAUGUGAAAGGAAAGACCAUCAGACUGGUUGUCAGCACUGCCAAAGGAAACCAGGAGUCCAAAAAAAACAUGAAGGAGAGAAGAAAAGUGAUCAGCAUCGCACUAAAGCUGGUGAAAAAUGCCAAAAUAGAACAGCGGAAUAUUGCAAUUCUGUCGCCCUACAAUGCACAGGUUUCAGAAAUAAAAGAAAAGAUGAAAGAAGAGGGCCUGAAUGACAUCACUGUUACCACAUUCACAAAGAGCCAAGGAAGUGAAUGGCGUUACGUCAUCAUAUCAACAGUGUGCUCUCUGCCAAGUGAGGAGAUCCCAAUAGACCGAGACAGACAAUGGAUGUCCAAACAUCUAGGCUUUGUGGGUGAUCCUAACCAGAUAAAUGUGGGCAUCACCAGAGCCAAAGAGGGGCUGUGCAUCAUCGGGAACCAGGAGUUGCUGAGAUGCAGCAGAAUCUGGGAAAGACUGCUGCAGCACUACACCGCAUGUAAUGCUAUAGUAGAUGUUGACAAGAUUUCAGCGAAACGGCCCAACAACUAAUUUGACUUCAUGGUGUCGUCGGUUCUAAACUGUGAUACAGCAGCAGUACAUGUUCUUUCCCAGAACUGUUUCUUCUGAAGGACUUGUCUAUAACUUUGUUCCCUGUCCAAGGAUUUUAUUGAGAGUUUUGAUUUUCCAUGUUGUUCUUAACAGCCACAGGUUUGGUCUCAGUGACGUAUAUGCUGAAUGUGUUUCUCUUUGAUAUUUCUAUGUAUAAAUUACAAAAUAUACAGUACGUUACAUACUUUGUAUGACUUCUUAUAACUCGCUGUAUGUUUAUUACUGUUAAUUACGGAUAAUUACCUGGUGUAUUCUUUGUGGUCUGUGUACUCAUUUGCAUUUUCUCUGCAGAAUUAUUUGUACAGUAAAAUUCACACAUCCAAAGUGCAGUCCUUGUGAGCAUUACAGUCACGUUAGGAUGGAGUGUGCUUGAAUGAGAACUGUUGUGCAAUUAAAUGGUUUUUCUCUAA
Molecule: messenger RNA, 9796 nt
Organism: Cynoglossus semilaevis (tongue sole)
Lineage: Eukaryota; Metazoa; Chordata; Actinopteri; Pleuronectiformes; Cynoglossidae
Product: helicase with zinc finger domain 2
Exons: 20
Coding region: 786-9326 (2846 amino acids)
Molecular function (GO): 5'-3' DNA helicase activity; RNA binding; ATP hydrolysis activity
Source: RefSeq, a predicted model, not a curated record